AUUACGAAUAAUAUUAUGGCAGCCUUCGAAUGUUUUCAUUCUAUGAAGAGGAAAUCUUAAAGAAAGGUGGGAUUCUUGGCGGCCGAAAUAGAUAUGGCAAAGGUGUAUGACCGUGUCGAGUGGCAUUUUCUUGAGGGUGUGAUGACCCGGAUGGGUUUCUCGGGGCAGUGGAUAGCUUUAAUCAUGAGGUGUGUAAGUUUUGUAUCCUAUUCGAUAUUGGUGAACGGUCACCAGUCACCUACCAUCAUUCCUAGUCGUGGCCUCAGGCAAGGUGAUCCUCUAUCGCCGUAUAUGUUUCUUUUGUGUGGCGAGGGUUUAUCCUCGUAUACGAACCUGGCUGUGGCGGAGAAGUGACUACAUGGAUAUCAAGCGGCCCGAGGGGGCCCAUUCGUCUCUCGUCUCUUUUUCGCAGACGACAGUAUCUUCUUCGCAAGAGCUACAGAACGGGGAAAGCCAGGAACUGAAGAUAAUUCUCCAGGACUAUGAGCGCGAAUCAGGACAGAUGGUCAAUUUCCAAUAGUCAUCUGUCUCCUUCAGCGACGAUGUGCGGAUGCAUAAUAAGAUGAUGGUAAGUGGUAUAUUGGGAAUGGAAAGGUUGGAAAAACAUCAUAAGUACAUGGGCCUUGCUAUAGUGGCGGGUCGGUCAAAAAGGAGUUGUUCACGGAAGUUUUGGAUCGUUUGAGAAAGAGACUGGAAGGAUGGAAGAAGCGCACUCUCUCUGUGGCGGCUCGUGAAGUGCUAAUUAAGUCCGUUGCUCAAGCACAGUUUACUUAUGUGAUGUCGGUUUUCCGUAUACCGGAGGGGAUAUUAACAGAAGCGCACAAAUUAAUCACAAACUUUUGGUGGGGCCAGCGAGGGACGGAAAGGCGGCCUCACUGGUUAAGUAGAGAAGAGUUACUUUGCCCAAAGGAAGAUGGUGGAAUAGGUCUCAGGGAUAUGGGAGGGUUCAACACAGCUAUGAUUGCAAAACAGCUUUGGAACCUUUAUCAACGCCCGGAGUCUCUAGCUGUCAGAAUCAUAAAGUCGAAGUAUCACCUGAACUCUUCGAUACUUGAAGCGCACCUGGGUUAUCGGCCUAGUUAUAUCUGGAGAAACAUCCUCUCUGCCCAAGAAUUUCUAUGCUCUAGACUGAGAUGGCGAAUAGGAAAUGGCCAAUCCGUUUAGAUUUGGGGAGAUAGGUGGAUCCCGAGCUUGCCUCACUAUUUCAUCCCAUCCUCACCGAAGGGUCUUCCUGUAGACUCUAUAGUGCGGGAGUUGGUUGAGGCAGAAAGUGAGAACUAAGACAAUGAUCUACUACAGAGGUGUUUCCCGAUUGAUGUGGUGCGAGCUAUUACUCAAAUACCACUCCUCGGAAAUGGAGAAAGGGAUGAGCUGAUCUGGAGUGAUAGUGUUACGGGUAACUAUUGGUUGAAAGAUGGGUACCGUGUGUGGUUUCGCCAGUUUAGUGAAGCGAAUGGAUUGUUGAAAGUUGGGGAGGCUGAAGUGUGGAAGAAGGUGUGGAAACUUUAGGUCCCUCCUAAAAUUCGGAACUUUCUAUGGCGAUUCGCGAGAGAUUCCCUUCCAACGGGCGACCACGUCGAACCCCGUAGCAGUAAGUGGGGCGAUAGAUGUGUGUUCUGCAAUCUCCAAGAGACCCAAACACACUUCUUUCAUGAGUGCGCUUGGACAAGCCGCAUUUGGAGAAAUUCAGCGCUCUCGGACUGCUUUGAGUUAAAGGGGUCGGGGGACUGUUUGCAGUGGGUAACUAAGGUCAUUAAGGAGGAGUAAGCUACGGUGGAAGGCUGGCCUAUGUUUAUGUGGUUUUUGAGGAAGGAGAGGAAUGCUCAUUUUUUGAAUGGUCCGAAACUACCAGAGGAUGGAAUUGUUGCGAGGGCGGGCUUCUUUCUCACUGACUAUAAGUCACACCAGACUAGAGACGAAGUGGCGGAACAUGCCCCAUCGCGAAUGACCACUGAUGCAGCUAUAUUCCCUGAUGGCGAGAUUGGGUUGAGGGCAGUAGCCAGGGAUAGUGAUGGAAAGUUACGAAUGGUAGCAGCUAAACGUACCAGUGGGGGGAGUUAUGUGGAUCAGGCCAAAGCCCUUGCUGUUGAGAUGGGUGUGCAGCUGGCGCCACUUCUCCAUGAACCAAAGCUGAUCUUGGAAUGUGAUAGCAUGAUGGUGAUUAAUAAACUCAAUGAUCCAAUGGGAGAUUUGACAGAGACCGGGGUGAUCUGUAGGAGUAUCAGGAGAAGCUUGGAGGGUGCAGAACAACAUAGUUGGCUACAUAUUCGGAGGGAAGCAAACGGGGCCGCCCACUUGAUGGCUCGGACCUAUACCCAUCGGGAUGAAAGACUUGUUUGGCUUGAUAGCAUACCAGAUUUUUGGAUUGAUUAGUUAAAGCUUGACGAUGUAACAGCCACCAAUUGAUCUAACGAGAUAACAGGUUACCAUAAUAAUAAAAAAAAUCAUUCCCAGACAACACUUAGUGCAGUCACUUUAUGAAACCGAAGGAAGCUAACUCUAAAGCGGACAACAACAUGACUUUCUUUGCCAUUCUAUGGACAAUCCAGUUGACAGUCCGCAAAACCGCUCUAAAACUAUACAGAGAGAACACGAAAAGAAUAAAUGUAAACAAUCUCGAAGCAGAGGACCUCCCACCGAAGAAAUGACAAUAGUAUAUGGAGUGAAAGGUGUUUCCAUAUGCAUAUCAAAUAGGGCUGGCAAUUUGAACCCGCCCCGCCGGGUAUUGCCUGGCCCGCAGUAGCAUGGAGCGGGGCAUGAGUAUCUACUUACGACCCGUCCUCCCCCACCUCGCCUCGUUCUUGACCCAUUCUAUCGCAAUAUCUUAUAGUAUCUAUUCAUAUUUCUACUAUUUUGGUAUUUUUUUCAAAUAGUUAGACUUGAUUUUUCAAUUAGUUAGACUCACUCAUUUUAUAAUCACUAUUUUUCAUUAAUAAAGUGUUGUUCCCUUC
This is a messenger RNA of Linum trigynum, 2951 nucleotides long. Lineage: Eukaryota; Viridiplantae; Streptophyta; Magnoliopsida; Malpighiales; Linaceae. The record is from the annotation of a GenBank genome assembly.